GGUUUGUGGCACUGCUGAGGUGGUAUGGAAGCCCAGGUUUCUUUGACAGUGGCCUUCAGCUCAUCUGCAUUUUUUUGUCUCUUGUUUCUCGUUUUCCUCAUGACAAUACCCCAUAGAUUCUCUAUGGUGUUCAGGUCUGGUGAGUUUGCUGGCCAGUUAAGCACACCAACACCAUGGUCAUUUAACCAACUUUUGGUGCUUUUGGCAGUGUGGGCAGGUGCCAAAUCCUGCUGGAAAAUGAAAUCAGCAUCUUUAAAAAGCUGGUCAGCAGAAGGAAGCAUGAAGUGCUCCAAAAUUUCUUGGAAAACGGGUGCAGUGACUUUGGUUUUCAAAAAACACAAUGGACCAACACCAGCAGAUGACAUUGCACCCCAAAUCAUCACAGAUUGUGGAAACUUAACACUGGACUUCAAGCAACAUGGGCGAUGAGCUUCUCCACCGUUCCUCCAGACUCUAGGACCUUGGUUUCCAAAUGAAAUACAAAACUUGCUCUCAUCUGAAAAGAGGACUUUGGACCACCGGUAGGGCUGUCGCGAUAACCGCAAUACCGCGCUAUUGACGAGCAUAACCGCAGAGGAAUGCAACAACAGCAGCAACCGCGAUAUUUCAGUGUUUUCUUUUUCGUAAGGUUACGCCCUUCUUGUUUUACACUUCGUGCAAGUGUACUGAAUAUUAGCAAUGAUAACAAUGUGUUCCAUGCUGAUUUGCACAGAGGCUCAGUAAAUUUGCACUUAACAAGCCUAAACAGACUGCGUGCGAAUGAGAGAGAGAUCGACUGAUCGUGUGCGAUUACCUGCGUCUGUCCUUCAGGCCGAGUCAUGUAUAUUUGUGAAAACAAGUUGUCAUGUCCAAGGAAAGCAAAUCUGUCUUAGCAUCGACGCUCUGCUGGUCAGCUGAGCCUUUAAAAGUGGCGCUCAAAGUAAAAAUGAUUUAAACAGCGUGUUUCAUUACAAAUCUCUGAAUGAAUCAGCGUUUUUGAACGUGUAGUUGAAUGAAGACUCACUCAAGACAGUUCCUUGACGCUACCUUGUGGCGUAAUAAUGAAGCUGCACUGACUGACAGCCGUCUAGAACACGCAGGUGAAAUAUCAACAGAAAAAGUAUCUGGUCAGUCAGAUUCGAGGAUCAGAACUAACUGUUAUAUAUAUAUAGGCUAACAAUAUACUAAUGAUCUCAUUGUCAGGUUUAUGUUUUGUUAUGUGGACCGUUAUUUUGUCAUUCUCUUCUGUUUACUUCACUUCCUGUUUCAACGCGAUUUAGUUUCGGUUUCAUAUAUACGCGGUAAUACCGCAUACCGCGCUAUUGAGCCACUCAAAAUUACCGCAAGGGAAAUUCCUUAACCGCGACAGCCCUAACAACUGGGCAACAGUCCAGUUCUUCUUCUCCUUAGCCCAGGUCAGACUGGUCAGUUUUCAGAGACACGUUUGAGUGAGGGAGGUUAGAGCGUGUGUGUGCACCCGGGAUCAGAGUAGAGGAGCUGUAAGAACAGGGCGGUGUGUGUUCUCGUCCCUGCUGGUCGGGGUACGAGUAGGGAGCUGGCCUCCCCAAAUUUUUGAAUCUCAUUUCAUCAUCUUUGUCAGAAAAAUUAAUGCAAAUGGAAGAGGGAUACCGAAGCUCCUCCGAGCACGCUGCAGCCGCCCAUGUGAUGGAGGUGAAAGGCUACAUUAAGGAGUUCACCCGUCACUCCAACGACGUGUUGCUGAACUUAAAUGAACUGCGGCAUCGGGACAUCCUUACAGAUGCCACGCUGCUUGUGGGCACCGCCAGGCUGCGCGCCCACUGCGCCGUGCUCAUCGCAUGCAGUGGAUUCUUCUACACUCUCUUCUCUCGUCGAGCGGCCGGUGCUGGCGGUGAGCGGGGGUUUUCUCUCACUCUGCCAGAGGGGCUGGACGCAGGCAGCGUGUCCCUGCUGCUGGACUUCAUGUACACCUCCUGCCUCCCUCUCACUCCCCAGACAGUAUCUGGCGUGCUCGCCGCUGCCACCUAUCUGCAGAUGGAGCAUGUCGCUGACACCUGCCGAGCAUUUAUUCACAGUGAAAGGAUCUCUGAGAGUCCUUCUUUGAUGGAGCCAUCCUCCAGAGCACCCCUCGGUGGAAGGUCACCACCUGCUCAUCCCACCAUCUUCUCCUCACCCUCCAGGCCUACCGCUGAGGCAGAAGAUCCCAUCCCAGACCGAGCCAGGGUUCCAAGUGAGAGCUUUGCCUCGCCAGAUCCAGAAACUUGCCUGAUUGCUAUCCCCAAGUCUCAGACCCUAAAAUUAGAGGAAUCCUCACCUGCAACCCCACCCACACCAUCCCCAGACAGUCCUUCCCAUUCCAGCGGGCAGCCCAACUCACCUGCUGAGUCCAGUGGCUGCAGUCUGUCUCCCCAGUUAAAGAAGCGAUCUGAAUUCAAGCCUGCUCCUGACCCAAAGGCCUGUAACUGGAAGAAAUACAAGUAUAUUGUCCUCAACCCUCUGUGUGCCACACCUAUAAAGGAGGAGGGGCCUGAAGAGGAGCGGCAAUCACACAGCCACGCCUCCUUUGACAAUGAUAGGAUGGAAGUCUCAUCUAAAACAACAAAUAACAUUUGGACAGGGGAGGAGCCUGGACUGAAUAAUAGGAAAACCUUGUCUCUUCCAUACAACACAUCACAGCAAAAAAUAUAUAUUAGUCCCCAUCAUGUUCUGGAGAGCAGUUUGCAUCCCCUGCCUCUUUCAGUCGGUGAGGAUAAAGGUCUCUGCAGUCCUUACAUUUGUACCCCAAUUGCCAAUCAGAGUCAUUUACUGGGCCAACACCCAAUCAAGUUUGAGAACCUCUCUACACAGCUCAGUUACCCUGGAAAUCAAGCCAUGAACACAAAAUCUACCUGCUCAGGAGACAAGCCUUACCGUUGUAAUGUGUGUGGAGCACAGUUCAACCGGCCUGCCAAUUUAAAGACUCAUUCCCGCAUCCACUCUGGAGAAAAGCCCUACCGCUGCGACACAUGUGGAGCCAGAUUUGUCCAGGUAGCUCACCUGCGUGCCCAUGUUCUGAUCCACACUGGGGAAAAGCCGUACCCAUGUAACACCUGUGGAACACGUUUCCGCCACCUGCAGACACUGAAGAGCCACCUGCGCAUCCACACUGGAGAGAAGCCUUACAGCUGUGAGAAAUGUCACCUGCACUUCCGUCAUAAGAGCCAGCUGAGGCUUCACCUGAGACAGAAACACGGCGCAAUCACCAACACCAAGAUCCGCUACAAGGUUCUGGCUGACCCGUACCAACCUGGACCCACCCUGCUACAAGCUUGCUAAGAGGCAUGUCGAAACAUCUCAGGCACCGGUGCUAUAUGCUCUCUCUGCAGAUAGGUCAAGAUCUAAAUUGAAGAUUUAGGCUGAAGAUUAAUGGAUCUAUAAAACAGUAUUGUAAAGAGCUUAAAAAGGUGGAGUGCUGCAUUCGAGGACAGCUUGACUAUAAAUGUACCAAUGAAUGUAGUCUUCCAAGAAUGCAGCACUCCUGCACUAGAUGUGCUGACUAUUAUCUUUAUUAUUUGUUCAAAUAUUUUUUAUUUAUUUUGCUUUGCAUACUUUAUUUUCCUCAUGCUAUUUAAUCAGUGAUUUUGUUGUCAUAUUGGCCACUUUUUCUGUGGCAGGAAAAAAUGUGAAAAGCAUUGUCAAAAACUAUAUAAGGCCCUAUUCUGAUGGUAAUUAUUUCUCUUGGGGAAUAUGAGAGUAUUAUAACAAGAUGCUAAACAAUUAUCAUCCAAAUAGGGCUUAAGACGGUAAAAACAAAGCAUGUUAUUUUUAAAUACUUUAAUAGAUAUGGAAUUAAAUGGGUUUUUUUUUUUUUUUUUGCUGUUAUGACAAAGAUGGAUUGUGGCAGAGUGUGAAGGUGUUUAUUAGGAGUUCAGAUUUGAGGUGUAAGAGCUGAAUGAAGGUAAAAAUGUUUAGAUAUAUGGAAUUCUGCAAGAAAGUGGGAAAGAUUAUGAAAGAAAGAUAGAUGUAGAAAAAAAGUGUAAAGAAGGAAUUAAGCAUGUUUGAGAAAGAACAGAUAAAAGAUACAUUGAAUGUUUUUUUUAAAUUAAUGAUGUAAUUUUAUUUAUUUAUUUUGUUUUGCCCAAAAGUAUUGCUCUUAUUUGUUCAUGGAUCCUUUCUGGUGUUUGUACUAUAUUCUGUUUCCUAUUUAAGAAGAUAACAGAACAACCAGAAUGUAAAAACUCAAAUAUAACCUCUUAGUUGUUUAUUUACCAGUUAUUCAGUAUGUUAACGUACUAAUUUAAAAGGCCUGGAGCCUAUUUAAGUAAUAAGAAUAAAAUUUGUAGAGGUCUAGCCUCUCUGUGUAUCUUCUUAAUGAUACUUAUGUUUGAGAGACCAUUUCAUUAUUUUUAUGGUGUAUUAUAGUUGCUGAGAGUCCAAGCAGGUUGAGGACUCACACUAGCCAAACUAAUAUACAUGUAAAGAUUGAUGAUGAUGAUGAGGAUGAUGAGAAUGAUGUCAACAAUACUGUGUUGCGCUCUUUUGCUGGACAAAGACAAGACCUAUUUUAUAUAAAUUAAAGUUAAAUUAAUUUAUCAUUAUUGUGUGUGUGUUUGUCUGCUACAGUGUUGUUUUAGUAUUAUGGUGAUAUUUUUAUAGUUUUUAUUUUCUAUUUUAAUUUUGAAGUGUUAGCAAUUUUUGUUAUGUGUUGUUUUUUUUAAACGUGUUUAUACAGUUUUUAUUCAUUUUUAUAUCAGUUAAACG
Messenger RNA from Onychostoma macrolepis, 4698 nucleotides. RefSeq names its product BCL6B transcription repressor (gene bcl6b). Gene Ontology annotation, cellular component: nucleus. The record is from RefSeq and is a predicted model, not a curated record. Gene Ontology annotation, molecular function: DNA-binding transcription factor activity, RNA polymerase II-specific; protein binding; RNA polymerase II cis-regulatory region sequence-specific DNA binding. Lineage: Eukaryota; Metazoa; Chordata; Actinopteri; Cypriniformes; Cyprinidae. The transcript has 13 exons. Bases 1588 to 3273 code for a protein of 561 amino acids. Gene Ontology annotation, biological process: regulation of transcription by RNA polymerase II.